Messenger RNA from Colletotrichum karsti, 693 nucleotides. Its product is annotated as putative ring finger domain-containing protein. Lineage: Eukaryota; Fungi; Ascomycota; Sordariomycetes; Glomerellales; Glomerellaceae. Gene Ontology annotation, biological process: mitotic cell cycle checkpoint signaling; protein ubiquitination; ubiquitin-dependent protein catabolic process. The transcript is spliced from 3 exons. The record is from RefSeq and is a predicted model, not a curated record. Bases 1 to 693 code for a protein of 230 amino acids. Gene Ontology annotation, cellular component: nucleus. Gene Ontology annotation, molecular function: metal ion binding; ubiquitin-protein transferase activity.
AUGGAUUCCUCAAAGCCUGGCAUCGACCUGGAGAAGGAGCUGACGUGCUCUAUCUGCGCCGAACUCCUCUACCAGCCGUUGACCCUCCUCGACUGCUUGCACACUUACUGCGGCGCAUGCCUCAAGGACUGGUUCUCUUACCGGUCUCAGCAGAUCGAGAACUCGCCAAAUCCUCCGCCCGCGGGCACGAAUAUCUUCACUUGCCCGUCAUGCCGUGCCCCAGUCCGCGAUACGAGGCACAAUGCCACCGUCGCGACCCUUCUCGACAUGUUCAUCGCGGCGAACCCGGACCGAAAGAGAUCCGAUGCGGAUAUGGAGGAGAUGAGUAAGAAGUACAAGCCAGGCGACAAGGUUUUACCACGAAUUAGGAGCCCAGAGAGGACGUCAGAGGAGAGGCGGGCGGAAGAGGAGGAGCGCCGCCUGCUGGAAGAGGUGCGGGAGAUGAGCAGGAUAGCAGCUCUGCUGACGGCCGAACACGACGAAGCCGAGACCCGAGCCGGGACAGAAGUCACAGUCACCGACAUGAGGGCAGUCGACGACCCCGCACCGAAGAGGGCCGGUCUUACGGCGACCAGCUGCAACCAGAUUCGUCAGGCGAACAGAGGAGAAGGCGGAGAAGCGACUCGAGACAACGUGCUGAUGAGCUGUCUGCCGAAAGUCGACGUCGACAAAUUGAGCACCAGUCAUCUCUAA